GUCCCGGCUUGGUCCCGGCCGGCUCCAGGCGUUCUAUUGAAUAGGACGUGAUAAAGUAUAGUCGUUGUCCGCUCCAUGUGAAACUAGCGAAAUAAAUAGUUUAUUUUCUGCUGUGUUAAUUAAAACAAAUUUAAAAAUGAAAAACUCGUCUUAUAGUAGCCAGGUAUUUCUUUUAAUUGUAGUUUUCGGGAACUUGUUUUGUUACGAUCAUCAAGGAGCGACAAUGCCGCGAGUCUUAAUAUCCGUUUUAUCUGAAAGCAAGGGGCAUACAUUGCCGUAUUUUUUAAGUUGCCUCGAGAACUUGGAAUACCCCAAAGAGUGCAUCGAUGUUUGGAUUAAAGCUGAGGACACUCACGAGGAAAGUCUGCAGAUUAUACAGGAUUGGGCCGAGAGGAACGAGCCCCUUUACAACGACAUCCAAAUACAUUUCAAUAUAACAGCUCCCCCCGAAAUACACGAACCCUACGACGAGCCCAACUCGGCUACUAGGAAGGACCGACAUCUUAUCGACGUACGAGAGGAGGCCUUGACCUACGCCAGAACUACGGAUAAUGACUAUGUCUUCAUGUUGGACGCCGACGUGUUCUUAACGGAAGCGGAUACGCUGAUGCUUCUUGUAAUGCGGAGAUACGCCGCAGUCGCGCCUAUGCUCGUCUCAGACGAAGCGUAUUCCAAUUUCUGGUUGAGCUGGUCAAAAGAUUUAAACGAAGAGGACACAAAGACAUACAUGCACCUAGUUAAAAGGGAACGCAGGUUUCUCGGCUGCUGUCAACCACCGUUGGUUUUCUCCGCUGUCCUUAUAUCAUUGAAACACCACUUGACCAAGUACAUCACCUACGACCCGAAGAAUAUCAGCCAUUAUGAAGGACCGGAAAAUCACGUGGCCGCAUUCGCCGAGUCCGCUAAACGAGCAGCUUACUACAUCAAUAUAUGUCUCACAGGCAUCAAGGCCCGGCUCUGCAACGACAUUUUCUUCGGCUAUAUCUUAGCUCCCGCUGACACUUUAGCCGAGAGUCAACAGAAACUAGUCGAUCUGAAGUUAGAUGCCAUACGCCGUGAGAAGCCCAUACCCUUGCACCCUACACUGGAGGGCUUUGUUUCAUAUCCCAAAAGGUCAAAACUAUUUUGCGACAACAUCUACAUGAUAAACUUGAAUCGACGCCCAGAGAGAAAGAAUAUGAUGUUGUUAAAUUUUAAAGAACUAGGAAUGGAGGUUAUGAGGGUACCCGCUGUGGACGGGACUAUGCUGAACCACAGAAUUCUAAAGACCCUGAAAAUUACUCUGAUGAAAAACUACGAAGACCCCUACCAUAAAAGGCCGAUGAAAGCCGGAGAAGUGGGUUGUUUUCUAAGCCACUAUAAUAUCUGGAAGACGAUCGUCCAGAAACAGUACAAGCUGACGAUGGUUCUAGAAGACGACGUACAUUUCAAGCCCCGAUUUAGGGAAAACUUCGCGCAGAUACUGUCGGAGACCAGGGACGUGGAUUAUGACUUCAUAUACCUGGGCCGGAAGAUCCUGAUGGAGGCAGAGGAGGAGAUAGUCACCCCCCACACGACUAAGCCACUAUACUCGUACUGGACUGUUGGCUAUAUAAUAACCUACCGCGGAGCUAAAAAAUUACUGGACGCCAAACCCCUGCAAAAAAUGUUGCCUGUAGAUGAAUAUAUACCAAUUAUGUUUGAUUCUCACCCCAAUUCGACCUGGAAGUCCUACUUCCCAAACCGUAACCUGAUAGCUCUGUCAGCGAACCCGCUACUGAUCUACCCCACUCACUACGUCGGCAUGCCGGGCUACAUCAGCGACACUGAAGUGUCCUACAUCCUUGAUCUAAAGAACAUGAGAUCCAACCCCGAUGUAGCUAAAAAACCAUAAGAACCAGCAUGAGGCAUAACUCGGCAAACCAGAACGGACCCCCA
Molecule: messenger RNA, 1917 nt
Organism: Melitaea cinxia (Glanville fritillary)
Lineage: Eukaryota; Metazoa; Arthropoda; Insecta; Lepidoptera; Nymphalidae
Gene: Cap-d3
Product: glycosyltransferase 25 family member
Exons: 11
Coding region: 137-1873 (578 amino acids)
Molecular function (GO): procollagen galactosyltransferase activity
Source: RefSeq, a predicted model, not a curated record